AUGGCAUCAUUCAACCUCACCACCUCUGACCCUUCAACAUUCAUCCUCAUGGGCAUCCCUGGCUUAGAAGCUGCCCAUGUCCUGAUUUCCAUCCCUUUGUCUAUGUUCUACAUUAUGGGCCUGUUGGGAAAUUUUACGGUUUUGUUUGUUGUAAGCAAAGAGGAGACCCUGCACAAGCCGAUGUACCUGCUGAUCUGCAUGCUGGCGCUCACAGACAUCAACAUAUGUACCUCAGUCGUACCAAAGGCACUGUGUAUAUUUUGGUUCAAUUUGACCAGCUUUACUGUGGGUGGCUGCCUCACCCAGAUGUUCUUCUUUUAUGCGAGUAUGGCUAUGCAUUCAGCCGUCCUUGUGACAAUGGCCUUCGAUCGCUAUGUUGCCGUGUGUGACCCUCUGAGAUAUACCAUCAUCCUGACCAAUGCACGGAUAGCUAAGUUAGGGCUUGUGGGUUUGAUAAGAUCUGUUCUCAUCGCGCUGCCUGCGCCCCUGCUCCUCAGCAGGCAGCCAUUCUGUGCCAAUCGCAUUAUCCCCCAUACGUACUGCGAGAACAUAGCUGUGGUGAAGAUGACGUGUGGGGACACAAUUGUCAACAGGAUGUAUGACUUAGUGAUAGCGUCUGUAGUCAUUGGGUUAGACCUGAUGCUCAUUGCUCUAUCCUAUGGUCUAAUCAUAAGGGCUGUCUUCAGAAUCUCCUGCAAGAAAGCCCACCAAAAAGCCCUCAACACCUGUACUGUCCACAUCUGUGUGAUUCUGACCUCGUAUACUCCCUUACUCUUUUCUAACCUUACACACUGGUUUGGUCUGGGCAUUGCUCCCCAUGUUCACGUUAUCUUGGCCAACCUCUAUUUCCUCAUCCCCACUGUGCUCAACCCUAUCAUUUAUGGGGUCAAAACAAAAGAGCUUCAUGACAGAGUGUUUAAAUACAUCUGCCGAAUAUGA
Molecule: messenger RNA, 939 nt
Organism: Gopherus flavomarginatus (Mexican gopher tortoise)
Lineage: Eukaryota; Metazoa; Chordata; Testudines; Testudinidae
Product: olfactory receptor 52P1-like
Exons: 1
Coding region: 1-939 (312 amino acids)
Biological process (GO): G protein-coupled receptor signaling pathway
Cellular component (GO): membrane
Molecular function (GO): olfactory receptor activity; G protein-coupled receptor activity
Source: RefSeq, a predicted model, not a curated record